UAAAAAAAAACUCUUGUUGCAGGUGGAAUUUGAAAUACAUAAUAUAACCAAGUUUUUGUAUCACAAGUUCAUUGCAGUUAUAAAUUUGCAUCAUGGUACUAGCUCACACAGUCAGUGAUAAGAUAAGGACUAAAGAUAUUCAGAUUCUGCAAGAUGUUUCAUUUGAUACCAUGCUCCUGUCAACAAAAACACUAGAAGGGUUAAAAAAUUCAGGUUUCUAUAAACCAUCUCCUGUGCAAUUACAUGGAAUUCCCAUGGGAAAAUGUGGUUUUGAUUUGUUAUUAGAAGCUAAAUCUGGAACUGGUAAAACUGCUGUAUUUACUGUGAUUGCAUUGGAAAAAAUUGACCUAAAUUUAGGCUUACAAGUUCUAAUAUUAAGCCCAACAAGAGAAAUAGCAGCACAAAUAUGUGAUGUAAUAAAACAAAUUGGGUCAACUUACACAGGUCUUUGUGUGGAAGUAGUGAUGGGAGGUUUGCCAGUCCAAGAUGACAUUGAAAAAUUUAGUAAAAACAAAGUCCACAUACUGGUUGGAAGUCCGGGAAGACUAAAACAUUUAAUACAGGAUAAACAUAUAGAUAUGUCAGCUGUGAGAUUGUUUGUGCUGGAUGAAGCUGAUAAAUUAAUGGAAAAAAGUUUUCUAACUGAUAUUAAAUAUAUUAGCUCCAAUUUGCCCCAACAGAAGCAAGUGAUUAUGUCCAGUGCUACAUAUCCAGAUAGUUGCAAAGAAUUUUUAAACCAGUUUGUCCACGGAGCUCAACACAUAUGCCCAGAAAACAAUUCUGUUCUCUUGGGUGUCAGCCAGAAAGUUACUUAUGUCAAAUACAACAGUAACAUUGUGAGACAAACUAAAUUCAGAUUUGAGGAACUCAUCAACAUUUUAUCAAAUUUGCCAUUCAAACAAUGUCUAAUAUUUUGUAAUUACCAAGCCAGAGUCACUGAGUUGAAUAGAAUGCUGAAGAAAGCUGGUUGGCCAGUUGAAAUGUUACAUGGGCAACAAGAUCAGAACGAUAGGCUGGGAGCACUCAAAACUCUUCAAGAAUACAAAUGUAGAAUUUUGAUAUCUACUGACUUGGCAUCCAGAGGAAUUGACGCCUCAAAUAUAGAUCUUGUGAUUAAUUUUGAGCCACCCUUUGAAUGGCAAACAUAUUUACAUAGAAUAGGCAGGGCUGGAAGAUUUGGGUCAUACGGUACUGCAAUUACUAUUGCUAGUGAAGGCAAUGAACAAAAAAAGUUUAUUGCUUUGUUUGAAUCUCUAAAUUCUUCUGUUAUUUUAAGUGAAUUUUGGGCUGGUAAUAAUAUUGUUCAAGGUGAUAAUAAUCAUAAAACUGAAGAAAAAACCCAAUGUCAGAAUCCGUGUAGUGAAACUAAUAAUGUAAAUAAAUCAGCUGAAAGCAAUGAACAUAAUCCACCCAAUGCAGGUAAAAUGGAAGAGUAUCAUAGCCUGCUUUUUAAUGACUCUCAGACACAAAAAGAAAUAGAGUCUUUUGCAGAUUUAUUGCUUUCCUAUGAAGAAUAUAAUCCCACAGAUGCAAAGGUUGAAUCUGCAUAUACUUGCAUUGAGUUACCAACACUUUCCUUUAAUGAGGCAUUAUUGCAACCAGAUUCAACAACAUUCAACCUAGAAGAUCAAGCAGGUAUAUCUAACAAAGGUACUUUAGAAUUAGUUCCAGAACUAAAUAAAACAUUGCAAAACAAAAGCAACGAUAAUUUUUACAGCGAAGUUGUUUAUAAUAAUGAAGAUUUUAUAAAACUUGGCCUGCCAACAGAAUUUUCAAGUUCAAAGAACAAAAGAAUUUGUAAUGAUAUAAAAGAAAUAGAAAUUAAUAAUAAUGAUAAAGCUAAACAUACCUUUAUGAAAAAAAGGUUUGAUACAAGUAACAGCUGUUGUCGGAAAUACAACAAAGCGCGGGAAGAAAAUGAAUCGGAACAUGGAAAUUUACAAAUGAAAGCACAUAACAAAAUAGGAAAAGCAAAAAAAUCAUUUUCUGUAAAUGAAACUUCAGAUGAAAGUUCAGAAUCUGUUUGUAAUAAGAUUAAGUUGGAAAAUAAUUACCAAAACAAAAACAAAUAUAAACACAGAACUGAAAAUAGACAAGACAAAAUCAAUUAUAAAGUUAAGCAUUAUGAAAAUGGAAAAGAAAAAAUAAUUGAAAAUGACUCUGAAAGUGAUAGUUAUUCUAGUAGCACCUGCGAUAGUUCCUAUUUAAAAUGGUACAAGCAGCUAAAACUAAGAACAAAACAAAUAGAAAUAUCAAUUUAUAUUAACGAGUUAAGCAGUAUUCGAUAA
Molecule: messenger RNA, 2288 nt
Organism: Aricia agestis (brown argus)
Lineage: Eukaryota; Metazoa; Arthropoda; Insecta; Lepidoptera; Lycaenidae
Product: probable ATP-dependent RNA helicase DDX20
Exons: 3
Coding region: 93-2288 (731 amino acids)
Biological process (GO): spliceosomal snRNP assembly
Cellular component (GO): SMN complex
Molecular function (GO): RNA binding; ATP binding; RNA helicase activity
Source: RefSeq, a predicted model, not a curated record